UCCUCUCCUUCUUCAAAUCAAUUACACUCUCUCACUGUGUGUGUUUUUGUGAUCUGGCUAAAUGGAAGCAAGAUUAGCAGAAGAAGAAGACAAUAAGAUACAAUCUGUGGGUGAUCAGAUAUUGAUGAUGAAGAAGAAGAUCAUCAAUGGAACUGUGACUUUGAUGAAGAAGAAAUUUCUUGAUUCCAAUGAAAUCAUUGCGUCUGUUCAAGAUCGUUUUGAUGAAUUGAUUGGUCGUAAGGUCUCUUUUCAACUCAUCAGCAGCUCAAGUUCUGAACUCAUCAAUGGCGAUCCUCAUCAUCCAUCUGGUUAUAAAGGAAAGAUUGGGAAGGCAUCAUUUUUAGAAGAUUGGGCAUCAAAAAUCACACCUUUAACAGCUAAUGAUAUCUCAUUCCCAAUUACCUUUGACUGGAAUGAAGAAGAUAUGGGAUUGCCAGGAGCUUUCAUAAUUCAAAAUUUUCACAGCAAUGAAUUCUACCUUAAAACACUCACACUCAAAGAUAUCCCUGGACAUGAUCAUCCAAUCCACUUUAUCUGCAAUUCUUGGAUUUACCCAUCAAAGUGCUAUGAAAAUGAUCGCGUUUUCUUCACCAAUCAGACUUAUCUUCCAAGCCAAACACCAUCUCCAUUACUUUAUUAUCGAGAAAAAGAGCUAGAAGUGGUUAGAGGAAAAGGAAGUGGAAUACUUCAAGAAUGGGACCGUGUUUAUGAUUAUGAUAUCUAUAACGAUUUAGGGGAUCCUGACAAGGGUGAUAAAUAUAAUCGUCCAAUUCUCGGAGGCUCUUCAUCUUAUCCUUACCCACGUAGAUGUAGGACAGGUCGUCCUCCAGCAAACAAAGAUCCUAGAUAUGAAAGCAGGCUUUCAAUCUUUAAGAGUUUGGACAUUUACAUACCUAGAGAUGAACGGCUCAGUCAUUUGAAGAUGUGUGAUGUGGUGGCAUUCGGUUUCAAGACUAUUUUUCAGUUCGUUGUUCCUGGAUUUGAAGCUUUGUUAGACACAACCCCAACCGAGUUUGAUAAGUUUGAAGAUAUACUUGAUGUUUAUCAAAAAGGGAUCAAGAUUCCUGAUAAAAUAUCAUCUUUAGUUCGUAUGAUUAAAGAAGAAAUCCCUUUUCAGACGUUUAAAGAGUUGCUAAGAACAGAUGGGGAGCGGUUUUGCCAUUUUCCAGUCCCACAAAUAAUUGAAAAUGACAAAUCUGCAUGGAGCACAGAUGAAGAAUUUGCUAGGGAAAUGUUGGCUGGAUUAAACCCUGUUGUCAUAACCUGUCUCCAGGAAUUCCCAGCAAACAGCAUGCUGUUAAAGAAUAAGGAGCAAAUUGUGAAAGAUUUGGAAGGCUUGUCAAUAGAUGAGGCUUUAGAAAAGAAGAAGCUCUUCAAAUUAGAUUUCCAUGACGCGUUUAUGCCAUACUUGAACCGAAUAAACAGUAGCACGUCGACAAAGAUAUAUGCAACAAGAACACUCCUCUUCUUGAAGAAUGAUGGAACAUUAAAACCACUUGCCAUUGAACUAAGCCUGCCUAACCCAAAUAUUGAAAAUGAAGAAAUAAGCCAAGUUUAUAUGCCAGCUGAAAAUGGGAUUGAAGGAACUAUAUGGCAGUUGGCCAAGGCUUAUGUUGCUGCAAAUGAUGCUGGCUAUCAUCAACUUAUAUGCCACUGGCUUCACACACAUGCUGUAAUGGAGCCAAUUAUUAUAGCCACAAACAGGCAGUUAAGUGUGGUUCAUCCAAUUCACAAGCUCUUGCACCCACAUUUUCGCGACACCAUGAACUUAAAUGCCCUUGCUAGGCAGGGACUAAUCAAUGGCGGUGGACUUCUAGAGAGAACUAUGUUUCCUUCACAAUUUUGCAUGGAAAUUUCAUCUCUUAUGUAUAAUGAUUGGACCUUUCCUCAUCAAGCCCUUCCUGCAGAUCUACUCAAGAGGGGAGUGGCGGUUGAGGAUGAGAAUUCUAAACACGGUCUACGCCUUCUGAUAGAGGAUUAUCCUUAUGCUGUCGAUGGUCUUGAGAUUUGGUCAGCAAUCAAGACAUGGGUGAAAGACUAUUGCUCAUUUUACUAUAAAACCGACGACAUGAUUCAAGAAGAUUCCGAGCUCCAAUCCUGGUGGAAUGAGGUAAGAGAGAAAGGCCAUCCCGACAAGAAAGAUGAACCAUGGUGGCCUAAAAUGGAAAAACAAGAAGACCUGAUAGAAACAUGCACCAUAAUAAUAUGGGUAGCUUCUGCCCUUCAUGCAGCCGUCAAUUUCGGACAAUACCCAUAUGGCGGUUACCUCCCAAACCGGCCUGCAAUGACCAGACGUCUGUUGCCAGAACCAGGAACAGAUGAUUAUGAAGAGAUGGGUUCGAAACCUGAAAAGGCUUUUUUGAAAACGGUGACUUCACAGUUGUUGAGCAUUGUUGGGAUUUCUUUAGUGGAGAUACUGUCGAGGCAUUCGGUGGAUGAGGUUUUCUUGGGGCAGAGAGAGAACAUGAAUGAUUGGACAAGGGAUGAAGAAGUUUUGAAAGCGUUUGAGGAAUUUGGAAAGAAGCUUCUAGAAGUGGAAGAGAAGAUAAUGGGUAUGAAUAAGGAUGGGAAAUGGAGGAAUAGAGUUGGACCGGGGAAUGUUGCUUAUACUUUGCUUUUGCCAUCAAGUGAAGUUGGUCUUACUGGUAGGGGAAUACCCAAUAGUGUCUCCAUGUAGUAUUACAAAAUAAUUACUAUUUACUAUUUACUAUUUACUAAUCUUAUGUGGGUUGGAACUUUGAAGGAAAAUAAAGAUAUUUGAACAUGGGUACUUAAUUAAUUUAUAUCAUGAACACUUUGUGAA
Molecule: messenger RNA, 2803 nt
Organism: Impatiens glandulifera
Lineage: Eukaryota; Viridiplantae; Streptophyta; Magnoliopsida; Ericales; Balsaminaceae
Product: probable linoleate 9S-lipoxygenase 5
Exons: 9
Coding region: 62-2677 (871 amino acids)
Biological process (GO): lipid oxidation
Molecular function (GO): metal ion binding; protein binding; oxidoreductase activity, acting on single donors with incorporation of molecular oxygen, incorporation of two atoms of oxygen
Source: RefSeq, a predicted model, not a curated record